Messenger RNA from Haemonchus placei, 483 nucleotides. The record is from the annotation of a GenBank genome assembly. Lineage: Eukaryota; Metazoa; Nematoda; Chromadorea; Rhabditida; Trichostrongylidae.
AUUCACAAUGAUUUUGAAAUUCUUUUAGCGGAUUCAUACACAGCUCAACCUCCUUGCUGUCGAGAUCAUAUCGGUACAAUCACUUGUAAUCGGUUAGCGAAAACCAACUCACGUCUGUUUACACGAAGAUGUAAUACGGAUGCUGAGUUCAGACUAAUCCAAUGCUGUUCCGCAUGUAAUCAUAGUUCUGAGACGAUUGCGUACGAUUUAAUAGCACGCUCAUUAGUAUCAGAACAGUGCUAUGAUAGAUAUGGAUCGAAGUUCUGUAAAUGGAACUGUGACGGUGAAAACCCACAAAUCGCUUUUCGGGCAUGCCGGAAAUCAUGUGGAUUCUGUGACUUCUCAACCAUCAACUAUACGAUAGCUGAUGCCGAGAAGGCUUGCAAUGUGAGUCAAUGGCACCUCCUGGCCUACUCUACUUCUGCAGGGUUCAUGCAUGAGCAAAUUUUGUUAUUUGAGGAGUGGAACUUAUCUGUACGAUGA